GCCAGAGAGGGCGCGCAUGCGAGCACAGUGGCGGGUGUCAGAAAAGAGGAGGUGCGUGGUGUGAUACGCAUCUCUCAUUUGAGUGUGUUGUAUGUGUGGAGGGGAAGCGCAACACACGUUGUGAUAUUCGCACUUCUAAACUGAGCUAGAACCAACUUUAUUUCCCCUUCUUUCGCUUUCCUCGAGCGGAGGAGGUCGUUCCGGAGUUUUUGUUUCAGCAGUAAGAAGGCAAAUCCUCGGCUGUGGGGGAAUAAUGUCGGCGUCGGCGGCGAAAGUGAGCCGAAAGGAGCAGAACUCGAAUCACGACGGAGCGGACGAGACCUCGGAAAAAGAGCAACAGGAGGCAAUUGAACACAUUGAUGAAGUACAGAAUGAAAUCGACAGAUUGAAUGAGCAGGCGAGUGAGGAAAUUUUAAAAGUAGAGCAGAAGUACAAUAAGCUACGUCAGCCAUUCUUCCAGAAGAGAUCAGAACUCAUAGCCAAAAUUCCAAACUUCUGGGUCACAACAUUUGUCAACCAUCCACAAGUCUCAGCCUUGCUCGGUGAGGAGGAUGAAGAAGCACUUCAUUACCUGACCAGAGUGGAGGUCACAGAGUUUGAGGACAUCAAAUCAGGUUACAGAAUAGAUUUUUACUUUGAUGAAAAUCCAUACUUUGAAAACAAAGUCCUCUCAAAAGAGUUCCACUUGAAUGAGAGUGGUGACCCAUCUUCAAAAUCCACUGAAAUCAAAUGGAAGGCUGGAAAGGACCUGACGAAGCGUACUGGACAGACACAGAACAAGGCAGGGAAGAAACGGCAACAUGAAGAGCCAGAGAGCUUCUUCACCUGGUUUACCGACCACUCUGACGCAGGGGCUGAUGAACUCGGGGAGGUCAUUAAAGAUGACAUCUGGCCCAACCCCCUGCAGUACUACCUGGUCCCUGAUAUGGAUGAUGAAGAGGGUGAGGGUGAAGAGGAUGAUGAUGAGGAAGAGGAGGAGGGUUUGGAGGACAUUGACGAAGAGGGGGAUGAGGAUGAAGGAGAGGAAGACGAAGAGGAGGACGAUGGAGAAGAUGGUGAGGAUGAUGGGGAGGAUGACUAAAGGCUGAUAAGGACAUAUUCCAUCACUUGUACCUGUUCUUUCCUUUUUGAAGUCAUCCUCCAACCAUGGGAGCAAAAAAAAGCUUUUUUAUUUUUAUUUUUUUUAUUUUGUGCUCCAUGUUCUGUUCUACUGAAGCCUCUCCUGUCCUGACCAUGUCUAAACCCAGUUAAUUCCCUGGACAUACAAUACCUGCAUUGGAAAACUAGUGGCAUCUCGUUGCUGAAGCCUCUUGCGUCAUCUUUAAUUACAACCAUCUCCAAAGACAAAUACAAAAUAUUAACAAUCUGCACGUCAUCCUCUGUAGACUAAACUGAAGUAAAUAGCAGUUUAUAUAUUAAGUAUAUAAAUGAAUUUUUUUUUUUUUCUGUGAAUGGUUGUGAAUUGAAGUAAUAAGCCAUGGUGCAGUGAUCUAAUCAUAGCGUACAUACCUAGCCACUUUUUUCUUUUUCUUCUUUUUUUUUUUUUGUAUAUUUUCUUUAAUGCAGAGGUGGGCCCCAAAGAGUUGACACUGUUUUUCCUAUGUGAUAUAUUGGACAAAAGGAAAGCACCAGCUAGCUCCUGUCACCUCUUGUAAAUGAUUUGGGGUCAAUAUCAGGGUAUGGCAGUUAUUAUUGUUGACAGUUCAGUGGGGUCGGGUGGGGCAAGCGGGCAUUUGACACAUCAACAUUUGGGUUUAUGUUGAUUGACUUUUCAUUGUAAUGUUUUACAGACACCCAUGAGGUUUGAAACAUUUUUAAUAAAAAUAAAACACAAAAAAACUUCCUCUUGUAAUUUUGAGCUUGGCUAAUUAAAGGAUUAUUUAAAUGAGAUAAUAAAGCCUGUAGAAUCUUAAAGAACUCUA
This is a messenger RNA of Megalobrama amblycephala (Wuchang bream), 1922 nucleotides long. It is a transcript of the gene setb, whose product is annotated as SET nuclear proto-oncogene b. NCBI's taxonomy places the organism in Eukaryota, Metazoa, Chordata, Actinopteri, Cypriniformes, Xenocyprididae. The transcript is spliced from 8 exons. Gene Ontology annotation, cellular component: nucleus; chromatin. The coding region runs from base 254 to 1081 and encodes 275 amino acids. Gene Ontology annotation, molecular function: chromatin binding; histone binding. Gene Ontology annotation, biological process: nucleosome assembly. The record is from RefSeq and is a predicted model, not a curated record.